Nezara viridula (southern green stink bug) is the source of this 2246-nucleotide messenger RNA. NCBI's taxonomy places the organism in Eukaryota, Metazoa, Arthropoda, Insecta, Hemiptera, Pentatomidae. The record is from the annotation of a GenBank genome assembly.
UUGAAAAAUCUUGAGGAUCUGCACGGCAGUCUACAUUCAGCAGAGGGUUAGGUUCGAACUAUGUAAAUAGAUUUUAAAACAACAGGAUGCCUACGAAAAUGAUCGAUGAUUCGACCAAUACAACUCCUCUACCAUUAUCCAAAUUCCGCCAUCUCGAUCACGAUGGAGUUAACAUCGGAAGCAACGAGUUCAUUUUGGUUGAAACAGUUGGUCGUAAAAGGAAAGUCAGUGUUAAAGAAAAAGUGGAUUCAUUUUAUCCUUGGGUUGAAAGGAAAUUCAAUCGUUUCUGUACAGUCAAGACUAUAACACGAAGGCUGCCCUUUCUCAAUUGGAUGAAAUCAUAUAGUACUGAAGAUGCAGUUGGUGAUCUGGUUGCUGGUGUAACUGUUGGAUUGACUGUCAUACCUCAGUCUCUUGCGUAUGCUAAUAUUGCAGGACUUCCUGCAGAGUAUGGUCUGUAUGGAUCUUUUCUUGGUGCACUUAUGUAUAUCUUUCUCGGCAGCUGUAAAGAUGUUCCAAUGGGACCAACAGCUAUUUGUUCAAUUCUGACUUUCCAAACAUUACAUGGUCUUGGUCCAGAAUAUGGAAUUCUUCUGUGUUUCUUAAGUGGUGUAAUACAACUUUUAAUGGGAAUAGUUGGAUUAGGUAUCAUCAUUGACUUCGUAUCAGGCCCAGUGUCAUCGGGAUUUACUUCUGCAGUUGCAAUCCUGAUAGUAUCGUCUCAGAUUAAAGAUUUAAUCGGAAUCACAGCACAGGGUUCAACAUUUGUUGAAAUAUGGACUUCUAUUUUUAAAGAUAUAUCUAAUAUACAACUCUGGGACACUAUUGCAGGGAUCAUCUGCAUCGUAAUAUUGAUAGCCAUGAGGCACAUGGCUGAAUUCCGUAUUGGUGAAGAAGGAAAUGAAACACGCUCACAAAAAUUUAUCAAUAAAGCGAUUUGGCUCAUAGCAACUUCAAGAAACUGUAUUUUAGUCAUCGUCAGUGCUGUCAUUGGUUACUAUCUGUAUGAGCAUGGUGAAACACCAGUUAAAUUAAUAGGCCAUAUUCCACCUGGAUUACCUAGCAUUCAGCUUCCUCCAUUUAGUGUUCAACAUGGCAAUGAAACUAUUGGAUUUUUAGAAAUGUGUUCAGAGCUGGGUUCAGGCAUAAUUGUUUUACCUAUAAUAGCCUUAUUAGAAAAUAUAGCAGUUUGCAAAGCAUUUGCCAAUGGAAAAGCAACAGAUGCUACUCAGGAACUAAUAGCAAUAGGAUUGUGUAAUAUAGGUAAUUCCUUUGUUCAGAGUUUUCCUGGUAGCGGAUCUUUGUCAAGGAGUGCAGUGAACAAUUCUAGUGGAGUUCGAACACCUUUAGGAGGCCUUUAUACUGGUGUGCUGGUUAUAAUUGCUUUGCUUUUCUUCACUCCUUGUUUCUACUUCAUUCCUAAAACUAGUCUAGCAGCAGUGAUUAUUGCAGCUGUUGUUUUUAUGGUUGAAGUUAGAGUUGUUAAACCAAUUUGGAGAUCCAAAAAAAGUGAUCUGAUUCCUGGAAUCGUAACAUUCAUAGCAUGUUUGGUUUUGAGAUUAGAGAUCGGUAUUCUCAUCGGCAUUGGCCUUAAUCUCGUUUCUAUACUGUAUCAUGCUGCAAGACCAAAAAUUUCUAUGGAAAUAAAAACUAGUAGAGCUGGUGUCGAUUAUUUGCUGCUUACUCCUGAUCGAUGUUUGAUAUUUCCAUCAGUUGAUUAUGUGAGUGGGCUUGUAACAAAGCACAGUAUUAAACAAGGCAUACCUGUUGUUAUUGACUGUUCUCAUAUAUACGGAGCAGACUUUACCGCUGCUAAGGUUGUUGAAGUUUUGACUAAAGAUUUUUCCAGAAGGAGGCAACCACUUUUCUUUUUUAAUCUGAAAUCGAGUAUAGUUUCAAUAUUUGAAGGAGUCCAGCCAAAAGAUUUUGUUGUUUAUUACAAUGAAAAUGAUCUAGAUAACCUGUUACUAAAUUAUAGAUGCCGCAACGGAUAAAAAAGUGACGAAUACAAACUUUUAUUUUCCUCAUGGCUGCUUCCAAUACAAGGUUAAAAAAACACUGUGGAUUGUGGAUCUUCUUGUAUAAGGCCUCUUCCUAUUUUGAAUUAUCAUAUUAUAUAUCCAUUGAAUGAAAAGUACUCCAAUGGGUGUACCAGUUAGUAUCAUUCUGACCAGACUUAUCGAGUUCUUAUGAGUUCCUAGACUCUUCAAAUGAUUAUACAUUUUCUAACUUAUGACUGAUUCAUA